Molecule: messenger RNA, 1930 nt
Organism: Aspergillus heteromorphus CBS 117.55
Lineage: Eukaryota; Fungi; Ascomycota; Eurotiomycetes; Eurotiales; Aspergillaceae
Product: protein arginine methyltransferase RmtB
Exons: 4
Coding region: 188-1816 (542 amino acids)
Biological process (GO): peptidyl-arginine methylation
Cellular component (GO): nucleus
Molecular function (GO): protein-arginine N-methyltransferase activity
Source: RefSeq, a predicted model, not a curated record
AGAAUUCCUACUCCAACCCCCUCUUCUAGAUCUCAGCAGCAUUUGGACUCGAAUUUCUAUCUUAUUAUUACCCGAUCUCUGCCACGCCACGAUCGGACCAGCUUCUUUGUCUUGAAGCUUCGCACCACGGACUCCAUCACACCCUAGCAGCCCGCCUCAAUCGGUGUUGUUUCCCCGCCGUCGCACCAUGUCGGCUUCCGCCCUUCCAACUGAGCGCAUCCCGGCUCACGACGAUGCUCGCUCCGUCUCUUCCGAUGACUCGGACUCCAGCAAUGAGGAAGGCUGGGAGGAUGUCGAACCUGAUGAUGAGACCCAGCCCGUCGUUGGCCUGUUCUCCGACAAGGUCUAUCCCGACGUGCGGUCGAUGCUGAAGGAGACCAAGGAAAAGUAUAACUUUGACCUGCAGAAGAUCCAAAAACAGUUCGGUUUGGAUUUUCUGGGUACUAUCAAGUUGGUCAACUAUAUCCGGUCUCAGGUCAAGGAGGGCAACGCCUCCCCCGAUGUGUCUUCCGCCGAGAAGUUCGAAGAUGAGAUCUAUCUGAUGCCCGUGCUGGAGGACGACGCUCUCCUCUACAGUCUGGAUGACAUAGAGGAUGAGACUCCCGAAUCUGCCGGUGGUACCGAUGCCGAGAGAAAGGUGAUUGAGCUCCAGGAGGACCUGGAACGUCUGCAGACCCAGUUCUCCGAGUACAGAGACGCUGUGCAGAAAUCGAUGGAAGAACAGUUGGCCAAGGAAGAUGAGAAGCUUGGUGGUUCGGCGGCCCAGAAGCCCGCCAGCAAGAUUGAAGAACUCGAUGCGGAUUACUUCACGUCCUACUCCUACAACGGCAUUCACGAGUCCAUGCUUAAAGAUACCAUCCGCACUGAUUCUUACCGCGAUUUCGUGUACGAGAACAAGCACCUUUUCAAGGAUAAGGUUGUUCUUGAUGUCGGUUGCGGAACUGGAAUCCUGUCCAUGUUCUGUGCCAAGGCUGGCGCCAAAAAGGUCAUUUCGGUCGACAACUCCAACAUCAUCGAUAGGGCCAAGGAAAUCAUCUACGAGAACGGCUUUGGCGAUGUGAUCACGUGUAUCCGUGGCAAGAUCGAGGAAGUCACUUUGCCAGUCCAGCAGGUUGAUAUCAUCAUCUCCGAAUGGAUGGGAUACGGCCUUCUGUUCGAGGCCAUGUUUGACUCGGUCAUCUACGCUCGUGACCGGUAUCUCGCACCUGAUGGACUCAUGGUCCCGUCGCACGCUACGCUGCGUAUCGCUCCUUUCGCCGACUCUGAAUUCGUCGCGUCGAACAUCUCAUUCUGGAAGAGCGUGUAUGGCUUCAACAUGACAAGCAUGCUCACGGGAAUCCACGAGGAGGCUAUGGUCCGUGUCAUUGGGCCAUCCUCUAUCCCCGGAGACUCUUCAGUUUUCCUUCCCCUCCCUCUGCACACCAUCACUGUCGAUGAGCUGUCAUUCCUGAAGGAGUUCCAGGUCACUCUCAACCAGGACAUUGACGAACUCGAUGGUUGGGCCAUCUGGUUUGACAUCUUCUUUAUGCCCUCCAGGGACUCCCCCAUCGCCGACGAUGCCGUACCUUCGGAAAUGAAGAAGAAGGGCAUUGUCUCCUUUACCACUGGACCUUACGACACCGAGACGCAUUGGCAGCAAGUUAUCUGCCUGAUGGACCGCGAGAAGAAGAGAGGUGUUCCCCUCAAGAAGGGGCAGACCAUCACAGGAAAGGUCGGCUACCAGAAGAGAGGAGAGAAAUCCCGCUCUUUGAACAUUACCAUCGACUGGGAGGCCCAGGAAGCCGAAACGGGUGCCCAGCAGUGGAGUCUGCAAUGAGAUGCGACACCUAGGUGCAUUCUCAUAGACAUAUAAAUACCGGGUGCUUUCUUUGCGCCUUAGACUCAUAUAGAAGGCUCUUUACCACUUCAAUCAAGAAUCUCAUGAUCAGCG